Callorhinchus milii (elephant shark) is the source of this 3061-nucleotide messenger RNA. RefSeq names its product PHD finger protein 14 (gene phf14). The record is from RefSeq and is a predicted model, not a curated record. Gene Ontology annotation, biological process: regulation of transcription by RNA polymerase II. NCBI's taxonomy places the organism in Eukaryota, Metazoa, Chordata, Chondrichthyes, Chimaeriformes, Callorhinchidae.
UUGAGCGUGGUCCGAAGAAACGACAAGUCAAACCAUUGGCGACAUCUCUCCUGGAAGCUUUGGAUUAUGACAGCUCAGAUGAUAGUGAUUUUAAAGUAGGAGAUGCUUCAGAUUCUGAUGGAAGUGGAGAGAGUGGAGGCAAAGAUAGUGAAGAUGGUUCGGAGAGUGAGCAAGGGCACAAUCACAGUGAAGAAGAAUCUGAAGAAGAUAACAAAUGCAAAACUGACACAAAAGUUGAAGAGGAGUGCACAGAGGAACCGUCAGAAGAAGCUGACAUCAGCGAACAAAGUGAAACUGUCAAGGCAACUAAGGAAACUGGAGAUGAAGCUGGGGCUGAUGAGUCAAACGAUGGACAGAAGAAAUGGAAUCUGCGUAAAAAAAGAUCAAUGUUAGAUAUGAUAUCAGUAGAAGAACUAAAUGGGUUUGAUGAUUAUGAUAGUGAAGAUGAUAAUGAUUGGCAACCUAGUGGAAAGAAGAAAGGAAAAGGUGUCAAUAAAGACAAUGGAGAUGAUGAAGGAGGUGGUGAAGAGGAUGAUGAUGAUGAUGCCAGUGACAGUGAGAAUGGGGGUGGUGAUGAUGACGAAGAGAACUGCAGCAGUGCUAGUGAAGAAGAUAAGAGAAUCCGAAGAAAAAAUAGACUUUCCAGUAGAAACGUUGCGGAGACUGAAGGAACAACUGAUGGUUUUAUUCUGACACAGAACAAGAAAUAUGAGGACUCAGUUUUAACAGACCAGAACUUUAGUUCUCAGAAGAUGGACUUUGUACAGAUAUGCUGUGUGUGUCUGGGAGAAAAUAGUGAAGAUGCAGAUGAAAUAGUACAAUGUGACAAUUGUGGAGUAACUGUACAUGAAGGUUGCUAUGGUGUUGAUGGAGAGAGUGACUCUAUUAUGAGUUCUGCCUCUGAGAACUCCACAGAACCCUGGUUCUGUGAUGCGUGUAAAUGUGGAGUAACGCCUAGUUGUGAGCUGUGUCCGAGCGUGGAUGGAAUUUUUAAAGAGACAGAUGCUGGAAGGUGGGUCCAUGUUGUCUGUGCCCUUUAUGUCCCUGGAGUUGCAUUUGGAGAUAUAGACCGACUUCGUCCUGUUACCCUUACAGAAAUGAACUAUUCUAAAUAUGGUGCCAAGGAGUGCAGUUUAUGUGAAGACCUACGAUUUGCUCGAACUGGAGUCUGCAUAAGCUGUGAUGCUGGCAUGUGCCGGGCAUACUUCCAUGUGACCUGUGCUCAAAGAGAAGGGCUACUUUCUGAAGCCGCUGCUGAAGAGGAUAUAGCUGAUCCGUUUUUUGCAUAUUGCAAACAGCAUGCUGACAAAUUUGACAGAAAAUGGAAACGAAAGAACUAUUUAGCUUUACAGUCAUACUGUAAAAUGACCUUGCAAGAACGAGACAAGCAUGUCAGCCCAGAAGCACAGGCACGCAUCACUACAAGGCUCCAGCAAUACCGUGCGAAAGUGGAGUUCAAUCGUAAUGCCAAACCCAAUGCGUGGGUUCCCAGGGAGAAGCUACCACGCCCACUCACCAGCAGUGCUUCUGUUAUCCGCAAGCUUAUGCGGAAAGCUGAACUGAUGGGGAUUAGCACAGACAUCUUCCCUGUGGACAAUCUAGAUACCAACUCUAGUGUGGAUGGCAGGAGGAAGCACAAACAGCCAGCCUUGACUGCUGACUUUGUGAAUUAUUACCUUGAGAGGAACAUGAGAAUGAUGCAAAUACAGGAAAACAUAGCUGAGCAGAAGAACUUAAAGGAUAAACUUCAAAACGAGCAGGAAUCACUUCAUGUAGAGUAUAAUAAGUUGUUUGAAUCGUUGGAAAAUCUGAGAAAUAUGAACAGCAAAUUGCGUAGAGAAGGACAAACUCUGUGGAGUACACUUGGUAACAUUGCUGGCCAGAAGUUGAAUUACCCAGUAAUCCUACGCACGCCCAAGGAACGACGACUAAGUAAGAAAGAUGGAGGAACUUUGAAAUCAUUGUCAUCACCAGCAGUACUGUACAGCUGUGGAAUUUGUAAGAAGAAUCACGACCAACAUCUUCUCGUCCUGUGUGACACUUGCAAACUCUAUUACCAUCUGGGUUGUCUGGACCCACCUCUAACAAGAAUGCCCAAGAAAACCAAAAAUAGUUACUGGCAGUGCUCAGAGUGUGACCAAGCAGGUAGCAGUGACUUGGAGGCAGACAUCACCAUGGAAACUUUACCAGAUGGGACCAAGAGGUCGCGGAGACAGAUUAAGGAGCCUGUGAAAUUCACUCCACUGGAUGUUGCGACUGAACCAAAGAAGAUCAUAAACAAAAAUAUGAAAAGUAGAGGCCAAAAACGAAAGCGUGGAACCAGUUCUGAUGGAGAAAAAAAUGAGGAACCAACUCCUCCUCGAGCCAGAAGACGUCGACAGGCAUCCUCUUCCUCAUUUCCAAAAAGACCAAAAUCAGAAGAUUCGAGAACAGAAUGUGCUACAUGUAAGGGGCCUGGAGACAAUGAAAACUUAGUCAGAUGUGACGAAUGCAGACUCUGUUACCACUUUGGUUGCCUUGACCCGCCACUGAAGAAGUCCCCGAAACAGACAGGCUAUGGUUGGAUCUGUCAGGAGUGUGACUCGACAUCUUCAAAAGCUCUUCUGAAACUGAUGGAGCCUGAUAACCAUAUUGACUACAAGCUUUUCUCUUCGGAUUGCAAUAGCAUUCAAUCGCAAGAAGAUGAUGAAGAGCUCGAGGAAGAUGAAGAGGAGGGAGAAGAUGAGAAUGCAUUGGAAGAAAACAAUUUCAACCCAGCAAGUUAAUACAAUACGAGUAGGAAAGCCCUUGCAUGCAAAAGAGGAUAAGUAACCAGUGGAGACCAGGCUUUGGUACAUUAGAUCAAUUGAUGUAUAAUUCAGUACAAUUGUCAUUAAAAAGUUGUUCCAGGUCCUGUGUUUUUAAAUUUGCACCGAUGAGGACAUGUUAAUAAAUACCUCAAACAUUUUUAAAAAUUACAGCCUUCUAUAUAUUUGUAAUCCCUACUGUAACAAGCCAGUGUAUUCAUUACUUCACGUUCACAUAGCUGCAUGUGCCAAUAAACCAGUUCCAGAUUCCACCA